Dermacentor silvarum is the source of this 4039-nucleotide messenger RNA. RefSeq lists its product as uncharacterized. NCBI's taxonomy places the organism in Eukaryota, Metazoa, Arthropoda, Arachnida, Ixodida, Ixodidae. The coding region runs from base 125 to 2497 and encodes 790 amino acids. The transcript is spliced from 5 exons. The record is from RefSeq and is a predicted model, not a curated record.
GCAGGGGCGCCAAACUGUUCCUAUAGAACCCGGAGCCUGCCGCAGUGGAUCAGAACUGCUUCCUGCUUGCGGUGACGUGACCGCGCUUGGCCGCCGGCUCCUGGCGCCGCUAAACGUCCUGAACAUGGAGGCAUACAGGUUUCUGCAGUUUGCCGAAAAGCAUUUCAAGGACGACCUCGAGUUGCUCGAGAGGGCCGCCCAUGUCACCCGCGGUGUAUUCCAGAUGCCUUCACUGCUCGACUCAUGCACACAGAAAAACGAAGGAGGUGCCCGCUGCUGGAUGGUGACUCAAGCGGUCCUGGACAUGGAGGCAUACAGGUUCCUGCAGUUUGCCGAAAAGCAUUUCAAGGACGACUUCGAGUUGCUCGAGAGGGCCGCCCAUGUCACCCGCGAUGUAUUCCAGAUACCUUCACUGCUCAACUCAUGCACACAGAAAAACGAAGGAGGUGCCCGCUGCUGGAUGGUGACUCAAGCGGAAGAGUUGAACAAGUUCCUGAACCCAUUCGGCAUGGAGCUCAACGAACUGCGGGAAGGUAGCCUGGACUUCGUAAUGACUCAUAGUGACCCCAUGGCUCCCAACGACCCCAAAGCUGUGGUUGUAUUCUUGGCUACGCUGUGGUUUCUCCGCGAGCACCGCUGUUUCUCCGGCAUCAGCCUGAACGUGUCGGUGCUGGAGCGCUUUCGCCCGGUGCAGUUCCUGCAGCACAUCACGUUCGCCAAGCGGGUCGUCACGGUCAACCUGAUCGGCGUCGAGGGAAUCGAGCUCCCGUUCAAAGUGUGCCCCCUGGUUCUGGUGCUCGAGCAAACGGAGCUGCUGACGCACGUCACCCUCGAUAGGGUAACACUGAUGGAAGCUGAGGGCAUCUAUCUCUCUUCAUUGGUGAUUACCAACCACGGACUGCAGUGUUUGACCCUUCGGAACGUGACCAUGGAAGACUCAGUCCUGGCCAGACUCGCGCAGGAGUUCAAGGAGCACCGCAGACCGCGAGAGUUCGAGUUGCGAGGGAGGAUUCGUAACAGCACGACGCGCACUGAACUGGUCUCGAGGCUGUUGGAUACCUCCUUGCAAAUUCUGCGCCUUGAAAUCAUGUGCAACCUUAGCCAGCUCUUCGAGAAACUCAAGGACAACGCGCAGCUGAUAGAGCUCGAGCUAGGACGCUGUUCCCCGGUCGGCGUCUAUCUGGACACACUAGCUUCUGCACUGACCCAAAACAUGACGCUGCGACACCUCACUCUCAGCCUCGACAUGACAUGGAUGUCGUACACAAGUUGCUCCUGGAAGCACCUGGGAGCCCUGCUUAAGAACAGCCGCUGGCUGGAAACAUUGUGUCUCCGUGAUUCGUGUCUUGGAAUGCACGCCGUGGUCCCGUUAAGCGAGGCCAUGGAAAGCAACGAGAAUCUUCAGACGCUGAACCUGAAGUGCUGCGGAUUCUCCUGCACCGAUGCCCUCCUGUUCGUGCGGGCCCUUUCACGAAACGGCUCCCCUUGUACGAAGGUGAAGCUAGGCGUUCUGACGGGAAAGGAGUGUGAACAGAUCCAACUUCUCCAAGAGAUCCAGGCUAGUGGACUGGACGACCGCGUUCACUGGGUUUUCACGUCGUCUCGGGCAGAGACGAUCGCCUCGGCUUUGCAAAAGGGCACUCCAAUUCGUCGCCUUGAGUUCCACGGCCCAGCCAGAGGCAAAGUUGGGACUUUGUUCCGGGGUCUUAUGAACGUGCAGGAAAUGUUGACGACCCUAUCACUCCGAGGAUUCCACUUCAGUAUCCACAAUGACGCCAGACAGCUUUCGCGGUUCUUGCGAGAAAGUGUAAUUCUCCGCAAGUUCAAGCUGGACAUGGUCGCCACUGCCGGUAGCAGUUUGCUCAUUCUUCAAGGAUUGCAGCGCUCAAUAUCCAUCAGGUCACUGACAGUGAUCGAGAACUGCUUGAAAGAAGCCACGGCGCGCGGGUUCGAAAACUUUGUGCGGAGGAAUACAAGUGUCGUGAAGCUGACUAUUAUUAAAGAGAAAACACCGGAUGCAGUCCUGGUGCCCUGUCUCCGGCGGGGCCUAACGGAAAACUACAGUCUGGGUGACCUAAGGCUGUUCUGCUCCGACGGACAAGUGCAAUUGCACGACUCGGUCAUUUCGCGGUCACUGCAUAUCAACAGCAUUGCGGUGGCGUGCGCCACCAAAUUAGUGGCGGACACGGAGCUCACGAGGGCAACCAUGUUCGCCCUGGAGCGGAUCAUGGCUUGCGACGCGGGCCCGGACAUCCUCUGCAAGGGCAUGGACUGCGAGAAAGGAGUUUUCGUAGCGAAGCUCCAGGAAGCCCUCAGGACAGCCGAGGACGAGCUGUUCGGUCUCGCCUGUCUGUACAAGUCAGCGGCAGAAAGUGAUGGACCGCGAGCCAGUCGCUUCCAAUUCUCAAGCCUCAACGACGCAGUUCGGGCAGAAAUACGGAACUGCUUGCACUGCAUGGGUAUCCCGAUUGACAGGUCGCCCUUCGGCCAUUUUUGAUACAGCAGCUCCCUUUCAGUCCAGCACGCACAUCGAACUGAGUAUUCUUAAACGCACUCAUCAUUUUAUACUUUGCAUCAUUCUGCAUGUUAUCAUAAGUUCAUUGCCUUUAGCGCUUUUAUAAGAAAUUUUAAGAUGUCACCGCGCAUUUCAAAUAUUCAGUAAAUAAACCAUGUCACAUAUGUCAGCGUGUAUAUACAUGACAAGAGCGAGCGUGGCAGAGAGGAAAGGCGACGCGAGAAACUCGUUUCGACCUUUCCAUCGCGUCGCCGCAAUCCCCUCUGUAGCUCCCUGGGCGUCGCCAGAAUACCAUAUGGACUGCUGUAAUUAUCUGAUGCUUUGCAAAAGCGUUGCAAAAGCUGCAGCGCCUACCCUUGUACCAACGCACAACAGUCCAAAAGCGAGGCAGCUAGAAUGGUAGAGAGGAGGUAGCUAGACAAGGCAGAGAAUGGGUAGAAGCCGCAUUAAAGCACGGCAGCGUCUAUAGGAUAUUAUACAGGGUGAUCAUUUUGAAGCUUUACGGAAUUCUUAGAUUGCCGGUCGCAGAUAGCAUAAUUCUUGUCUCCAAGCUGGAUUAUGCGAAGAGGCGGACAUACUAGCACGCGAAAUCAAAACAUAUAUUGCACUAAUUAGCAAAACAUUACUGAUUAACUUAACGAAUUGCGUUACGGCACAUGUUGCAAUUAACUAGGUGUAGCCUGUGAGUUGGCAAGACGCAUCCACUUGAAAUGAAUUUUCAGGAUUAAACCACUUUAGAGAUAUUUCCAAAGUGUGUGACGAAAUACAUGGGCGUUCCAGUUAUUUUUGUGCUACAGUGCAUAAAAGAAUUUUGUUAAAGUGGUCAAAUAGUGAAUUUUUACGGCGAGUUUGAUGGCACAUAUAUCUGUGUGCCAUCACACAGAUAUAUGCGAUCUGUGUGAUGGCACAGAUCACACCCUUUCUUCAGCCACAACUCAACGCAUGGCACGCUUACAGUCUUCAUUAUGCACAGUCUACAACUCAUGCUGCCGAAUUACGCCACUUACAGCUGCGUUGAGCCGCUACAGCCGGCAGUAGAAUUCUACAUGGCGGACAUGGAACCCAAAAGUGUCCAAGUGAUCAAAGGAGAGUGGGAGAUAUGGAAGCAGAAGUGGCACGUAACGCCUCCAAAAGAGCUGCCAAAGUAUGCGACCGAGGCACUCAAGCAGUAACAUCAGCCUGUUUCCAAAUAUCAGCACUCUGCUCAAGACACUUUCCACACUUCCUGUCACCACAGCGGCAGCUGAAAGAAGCUUUUCGACGCACCACAAAACCUACCUUCGCAACAGCUCUGUUGAGGAAUGAUUGAACGGGUUGGCUCUGAUGUCACUCUACACAGAGUCCGUCGCAACGUUUACGAUGAACGCACGGAGAAUUGUUUUAGGCUUCCGAACUUAAGGUGCGGAUAAUGACUUUGAAGCAAACGGACGCACCGCGCCGCGGACUUGUGGGACCACCUGACGAGAUCACUGCCGACCGUUCCAUGUCAGACGUCGGGUGAAGCUCUUCUUGAGUGUGCCUCAA